AUGGAGUUUGACAGUAAUAUCACAUCAUCAUCUCAUGCGGGAAACGUAAGCCAUGUACCCGGUGCGUUACCUCUUCCAACCCUGAUCGUGUAUAUUUCAUUUAGCAUACUCGGUAUCCUUGGCAAUGGUCUUGUGCUCUUUGUGAUUGCAAGGGUUGAAUAUCUCCAAGACACAACUAAUCUUCUAAUUGUGAACCAAUCGCUUAUAGAUGGGAUCUCUUCGAUACUUCUACUUGCCAACUUUGUCUUGCCCAAACCGCCCCUUCCUGGCAAGAACCCAUCAUUGGCUACGAUACUUUGCGGAAUCUGGUAUUCCCAGUAUCUCUACUGGGCAACCUAUAUAGCUACAAUGGUCAACUUAAUUCUCCUGACAUUGGAAAGGUACUUCGCGGUUGUUUAUCCUUUACGAUAUAGAAGACAUGUCAAAUACAGACUGGUGAUCGUUUGUUCCUUGAUUCCGUGGAUGCUUGGGCUUCUUCAUAUGAGCUACCUGAUCACUCUGACUAAGAUAAAAGACGGGACGUGUCUUCUCUUCAUGUGGCCGAACGGAGUCAUGCAACCUGCCAUGGGCAUCUACACAUUUAUUUUGUAUUUCAUCAUUACCUUCACCGCCAUGUUCUGGAUGUACUAUCGCAUCAUGAAUACCUUGCGCCAGGCAUCGAAGCCUGCUCUCGGGUCAGUCCACCAGGUCAAAGACUACAGGGAACUCGCAAGGAAAAAUGCAGUAAAGACCAUGCUGUCUUUGAGCCUCUGCUAUGCUACUUGCUGGGCACCAAAUCAAUUCACCUACCUUCUCUACUGCUUAGGAGUAAAUAUCGACCUCGACGGAACGUUUUAUUAUGUAACAGUUUCCUUUGCUUUUAUUAACAUGUGGAUCAAUCCCUUUGUAUAUACAUUACAAUAUCAUAAAUUUCAGAACGGACUUAAAACAGUAUUCGGUUGUGCAAGACAAGGCCAUGAGACCGAGGUUCAAUCUGCACAAACCAUAGACACGUCAUUAUCUCAACCUUAA
This is a messenger RNA of Lytechinus pictus (painted urchin), 1011 nucleotides long. Its product is annotated as galanin receptor 2a-like. The record is from RefSeq and is a predicted model, not a curated record. Gene Ontology annotation, biological process: G protein-coupled receptor signaling pathway. The transcript has a single exon. Gene Ontology annotation, cellular component: membrane. NCBI's taxonomy places the organism in Eukaryota, Metazoa, Echinodermata, Echinoidea, Temnopleuroida, Toxopneustidae. Gene Ontology annotation, molecular function: G protein-coupled receptor activity. Bases 1 to 1011 code for a protein of 336 amino acids.